AUGGCUUUGUGCCAACGGUUGGCCGUUGGGGAAGGACGUGUGAACUGUACCAAGCUUGAGAACAGAGAAAGUUUUUGUUUGUUGGUGCGCUCAUUGUAUGGUUAUCAUAUACCUAUUCAGAAUGUUAUAAAGUUUGUUGCAAUUGUUACUAAAGAACCUUAUUUUAUAGAGCGAGAGAAGAGUAUAAAACACGGAGAGAGCCCUGUGGAGCCAAUAAGCAGCUGCAGGGAUGAGCAUGGCUUUACGGCAGAAAUAUGGUGCCAGCCACAGGGGCAGGCACGCGGGCCCUGGAUUAGGGGUGUGCCGCUACCCCUGCCGGUAUGGGCCCAUUACGAAGCACCAGCCCUGACCGUUUCCACGGUCGAAGAGUAUGAGGAACUAGCAGGCAGCGUUGAAUUGGAAACGCAGCACUUACUGCGUGAGCACCGCUAUGACACUGUUGGCAACUUCCUUAAAUUUUAUAAGGAUUAUACUGCGAGUGGUGAAAAUGUACUGGAGAGAUUUUAUCAUAAAUAUCAACCACUCAUAACACGUGAACACCAUACUUGCGUAGGCUUGGGAUUUGAGUUACUACACCGGUUAAAGAAUUUAAACAAACGAUUUGCUGAUAUAGCAAGUGGCCUCUAUUUAGUGUCCUGUGAGGAGACGAUAGAUAACGUUGCUAAUUACGUCGGUGGACCACCCGCUGCAGACAGUGGAGAAAAGGAACAUGUACUAGUGUGCCUGAAAAUUAAAAUUAGUGGGCGCCGAGGAGUUAUGCUUCUCGAUCCCGGAUAUCAUGUAGCUCGUGUAAUUACUGUGAUGGAAGAUAAAUUGUAUCCACAUACAGGCUGGUUUAUUCAGUCUGACGAACCGGAUUGUAAAAAAGAGUACAAUUACUUUCUAUGUGCUAAUGACCCCGAUUAUGUCGAAUGGCAUGAAAGGAAAACUCGAUCUGGUACUUUGGAAAGAACACAAGUUGCUCUUAUUUAUGUGGCAAGGCCAUAUUUAACUGCCAUCGAUGUUACGGAGCGUAGAAAUUUGGUUUAUAACUUCAGGAGUAUUCUGGCCAGAGAUACUAAAGGGCAUGUUACAGCUGGUAUAUAUUUUCCUGUUGUGCUAGACAUGCAUAAUGCACAAACUUUUACAGUUUUUUACCAAACUAGCAACGGCAAGAAAAGAAUCAAAAUGGCAUUCAACAAAUUUUGCAGUUCACCAAAGAUUAAUUCUGAUGCUGAAGAAAAGGAAAUUAUUGCAGAAUGUGCUCGGCAGUUAGCCUUGUCACAAGACGCAGUACAAGAUUUACUUUCUGCUCUUGCCACGGUUAUGAGCGAUACCGCUUUCGUGGCACAACUCUUGACUAUUAAUUCAAGAAUUAAUACUUUAGCCGAAGACAAUUAACAGACAUCAAUCCGCCCCGCGUGGUGCAAACGAAAUAUCUAUCACUUUUUUUGUCAGUUUUCCUCUUACUUCUUUUUUCUUUUGUUGAUUCUCGUGUUAAUGCUUUGCUAUAUGUUAUAAAAAAUUACUUUUAUUCUUGUUACGAUAUAGGGCAUGAUAUUUUUUAAUGAAAUUGAAUAAAAAUAUAUUGUAUUUUACGCACUAUUGUGACGUGAUUGAAUGAAAAUAUUAACAAGGUAUAUCAACAAUUUUUGGAAAUUUUUUUAAAAUAUAUAUUGAUAAUAUUUUAUUAGUCAGGUUUAUAUUACCAUUUAAUAGAAAUAUUUAAUUUGAUAUGAUUUUGAAGUUACUAUAAACUUGAUAAUAUUUUCAUUGGAAUAACAUUGAAUAACAUUAAAUUAGUUCUUUACUUAUAUAAAAACACAUGAAAAUAGUGGUAUUAGGGAUAAUUUGCUCUGUUCUUUUGUUUUAGCAUAAAAAUGGGUUUUCAAUUUAUACUAAAUCUGUAACUUUUAUUUAAAUAAAUCAUAAUGAAAAAACUUAUUACAUUAAA
This is a messenger RNA of Megachile rotundata (alfalfa leafcutting bee), 1933 nucleotides long. RefSeq lists its product as uncharacterized. Lineage: Eukaryota; Metazoa; Arthropoda; Insecta; Hymenoptera; Megachilidae. The record is from RefSeq and is a predicted model, not a curated record.